CAGCGGAUCCAUCGCGAGAUGGAGGAAUCCAUCGACCGCACCGACGACAUGUUCGACCACGUGCUCGCGGGGUCUCUCUGCUUCCUCGGCAUGGCCAUCUGCAUGUACAUGAAGUUCAUCCGGCGGCAGCGGCCAGGCUUCGAGCUCGUGCGCCCGGCCAAGGAGAUGCACAGCCCACCAGCCCACGAGUACAGCGCCUCGAUCGCGAUGGACGUCAAGCAGCCGCCCGUCGUCGUGCCGAAGAAGGCGACGGGCCCCGCGCACUACGUCUAUCAGCACCCGAUGCGCCGACGAACACAUAGCUCGAUGAGCGGCAAUCCCGAGCCGUUAAAGCCCCAGGACACGCCCACGGUGCUCGCGAUCGAGACGAGCAUCCCAGAAGAAAAGUUCUACGCCAAGCCGAGCACUAGCUACCCGUUUAGCGGGAACCUUGAAGAUGGCAUCACGUAUACAGAUGAGCGCAAUACGACCCGGCCGUUUGGACGGGUGGCGAAGCCCGAGCCACGAGUCUUGAGCCCGACGCGACCCCAGCAGCCGUACCGAACCGUCGACGAGUUUGUCAAAGGCACGCCGAUCGUGGUCUCGCCCACAAAGAGUGAGAUGGAUCUCUUUGCCUCGGAGACCGACAGCCUCCUACACCUCGAGAGCCAAUCAACGACGACGCGGCCGUCGGUACCGUUUGGUGCGCCGCUGCGGGAGCCAAUGCCAUUCCCGCCACCGAUGGCGCCACCGCUGCACCGCCAAGCAUCACCGCUUGACGAGCACGGGAAGCGGCCCUUUGGAAUGCCCGAGCAGCAGCAGCCAGCGCAGAUGCAGAUGGAAGUCGCGCGCCAAGCGCACAUCCCGCUCUUUUUGCACAUGCCGCUGCAUGUCGCGCCCAAACCGCCGCCGAUCGAGAGGCCAGCGGAAGCGAGUGCGCUGCACCGCACGAGUCACGUAGAGAAGCGGCCGUCGCGCGGCGCGUCAUUCAACUUUCGCAUCGACUUUGGCGCGAUCGCGCUGGGCGAGCUCAUCGGCCAAGGCGCCUUUGGCACCGUGCACAAAGGCGUCUGGCGCGAGACGCUGAUCGCUGUCAAGAUCUUGCAGUGCCAGACGCUCACGCCCGACAUUCUUGAAGAGUUCGAGACGGAGGUGCACAUUAUGAGCGUCCUCCGACAUCCCAAUAUCUGCCGACUUCUCGGGGCGUGUCUCGACCCACCGACGCGAUGUCUUAUCGUCGAGUACAUUCCCAUGGGGUCGCUGUGGUGUGUUCUGCGCCAGCCCGUCUCGAUUGACUACGCCAAGCAGCUCCGGUUUGCAAGGGACACGGCCCUCGGCAUGCAUUAUCUGCACACGUUUGACCCACCCAUUCUCCAUCGCGACCUCAAAAGCCCCAAUUUGCUCGUCGACGAUGACUUUGGCCUCAAGAUAUCCGACUUUGGUCUUGCACGCGUCAAGGCGCACCAGCAAACGAUGACGGGCAACUGUGGCACAACGCAGUGGAUGGCGCCCGAGGUGCUCAAUGCUGCCAAAUACACGGAGAAGGCCGACGUUUCUCGUUCGGCAUCGUCCUCUGGGAGACGGUGACGCACGCGUGUCCAUACGACGGCCUGAGCCAGAUCCAGGCCGCGCUCGGCGUGCUCAACCACAACUUGCGCCCAACGAUCCCGCCCGAGUGCCCGCCGUUCCUGAAGAAGCUCAUGACCAUGUGCUGGGGACCGGACCCAGACAAGCGGCCGACGUUCCACCAAGUGCUCGACAUGUUGCAGAGCGUCGAGUUAGAGUAAUAGUCGUUAUAUAACCUAGCAUCCAACGCCGUCCGUGUAAAUGUUCCAC
Molecule: messenger RNA, 1815 nt
Organism: Saprolegnia parasitica CBS 223.65
Lineage: Eukaryota; Oomycota; Saprolegniomycetes; Saprolegniales; Saprolegniaceae
Product: TKL/DRK protein kinase
Exons: 4
Coding region: 19-1566 (515 amino acids)
Biological process (GO): protein phosphorylation
Molecular function (GO): protein kinase activity; ATP binding
Source: RefSeq, a predicted model, not a curated record